AUGCAGAAGGCCAUCGCCUCCGAACGAGCGGCGCUGGAAGACGCGUACCAGAAGAACGAGGCAGACGAGCCCUUCGAGAAAGUGUGGAAGAACUACUCGACAGUGUAUCCGAACCUCUCGAUGUUUGCUGCGGGGCUUGCGACCUUACUUCCGUCCACCCACUCAGAGGAAGCCGACUUCUCCAUCCUCAAGAACACUAGAAGCGACUCGCGUCGCUCGCUCUCCAACUACGCAAUGGAAGUCCCGAUGCAGUCCAAGCAAUACAAGGAGCUGGAGGCAGCCGUCACCUCGAUGCAACGCGCCACGCAUCGAAUCGCACAGCGGAAUGCGACGGUAUUUUCAUUGAUUGCGUAA
Molecule: messenger RNA, 354 nt
Organism: Saprolegnia parasitica CBS 223.65
Lineage: Eukaryota; Oomycota; Saprolegniomycetes; Saprolegniales; Saprolegniaceae
Exons: 2
Coding region: 1-354 (117 amino acids)
Molecular function (GO): protein dimerization activity
Source: RefSeq, a predicted model, not a curated record